AUGCCAAACUUCCACAAAAUCAGCGCCCACAGAUCCGCCUGCCUCGCGCUGUACAAAGCCCUCCUAAAGCACACCAAGCAUCUCCCCUUCUCCAAAGCCAUCAAGAACCACGCACACAUAGCCAUCACCAAAGGCUUCCGCAAAGGCCGCACUAUCCAAGGCCUGACCAACAUCCGCGCCGCCCUCAAGUCCACCUACGAGACCGAAACGCUCUUCCGCCACGCCGCCACCGGCCACCCCACGCACACCGGCGAACUCCUACAACAACUACACUCCCACCGCGCCCUCAAGCGCACGCAAAAAGCCCUCUCCACCGCGCCCUCCCGGCCACCCCCCACCUUCCCACCGCCCACCCCGCCCACCACCCGCCUUAAGCGUCUCAAGCGUCUCGCGGCCCAGACCGACCCCGUCGCACGCGAGCGGUGGCAACACCACGCCGCAAUCCAUCGCCGCGGCAUACCAAAUCUCGGGAGCUCGUCCGCGUUCCCCGUGUUCCGGCGGCCGGGGAGGGGGCAGAGCGCGGCCAUGGAUAUGACGAUCAAGCGCAAGAUCAUUAAGCGACAGCAGCGGAUGGAUCUUGCCGAGGUGCUGGAGGAGCAUGUUGUUGUUGGGCGGGAGGAGGACGCGUUUGAUCGGUUGUUGAGGGCGGAGGUGGGGUUCGAGGAGGGGGAUGAUGGGGGCGCGAUGUUUGGGCGGGAGGCGGACGCGGCGUGGAAGGAGGUGAAGGCGCGGAUGUGGACUGCUGAGGAGCGGGCGGUGGCGCUGACGAGGAGGUUUGAGGAGAUUAUUGAGCGGGAGAAGAGGAGGAAGGAGGAGGCGGUGAGGGAGUAUAAGAGGGCGAAGAGGCAGCGGUUGAGGCGCGAGAAGAGGGAGAGCGAGGCAAAGGAGGGGGGGAAAGUCAAAGAAUGA
Messenger RNA from Morchella importuna, 909 nucleotides. RefSeq lists its product as uncharacterized. The record is from RefSeq and is a predicted model, not a curated record. NCBI's taxonomy places the organism in Eukaryota, Fungi, Ascomycota, Pezizomycetes, Pezizales, Morchellaceae. Bases 1 to 909 code for a protein of 302 amino acids. The transcript is spliced from 4 exons.